GGGAGAGAAGAAAGAAGGGGCGAUGGAUCUAAUCGCUUAGUGCUUUUGUGGUCCUGACUCUAGUCUCUUAACAGGCUGCGGGGGUUGUGGAGUGGUGUGGAUGGCUGACAGACAGAGAUGUGGACCAGUGACAUGACAGGAUGUUAGCUCAGAACCGCUUCAUCCUUCUGGUGGUGGUGGGGGCAGUACUGGCCAUUGUCAGCCUCAGCCUACAAUUCUUGAACCUGAUCCCCACCACUCCCAUAGGGGAGGACCGGUCCCUUCAUACUCUCGAUGGAGGUGUCAGGGUGGGCCUGGGGAAGAGUAGAAAGAGGGUAAUCCCUGUCCCCCACACCAAUGCUCCUGAGCCUGACCCAAUAACCGAGGCCUAUGACUACUGCAAUACCCCCAACCGCUCCGAACAAGCCUGGGAAGGUCACAGUCUAGUGGACUACAAGCUGCUCUCAGUCCAAGUGAUGAUCCGCCAUGGCGAUCGAUACCCUCUCUAUUUCAUCCCCAAGACCAAGCGGCCUGCCAUAGACUGCACCCUGUCUCCCAGCAGGAAUCCAUCCCAUCCCCAGCUCAGCUCUUUCAUUAGUCACAUGGGCCUGGGUGGGCAAGGCCACUGGGAGUCUCCCCUCAGCUCUGUGCCCCGUCUGCCCAGCCACAGCAACUGUGAAAUGGGAGAGCUCACACAGACAGGUGUAGUGCAGCAUCUGCGCAAUGGCCAACUCCUUCGCCAAGCCUACAAGCGCCACAAACUCCUACCAUCUGAUUGGUCAGCCCGGCAGGUGUGGGUGGAGACCACAGGUAAGAGUCGCACCCUCCAAAGCGGGCUGGCCCUCCUCUAUGGCUUCCUCCCAGACUUUGAUUGGACAAAACUGUCUGUCCAUCACCAGUGGAGCACAUUGUUUUGCAGCUCAGCCUGCGACUGUCCUGCUAGGAACAGGUUCCUGGAGGAUGAGCAGAGGAGGCAGUAUCGGCUCAGAGUGGCAAACAGUGAACUAGAGAAGACUUACACUGAUAUGGCACGCACUUUGGGUCUGCCCACCCGCCAGCUCCGAGCUGCCAACCCCAUAGACUCCCUCCUCUGCCACCUGUGCCAUGGCCUGUCCUUCCCUUGUGUGCCAGCAGGGGACAAUGGCAGUGGCGGCUGUCUGACCCCAGCCCAGUUUGCUGUGAUCCGUAGACAGCAGCUAGAAGAUGAGGUUGACAGGAGGCGAGUGGGGCUGUACCAUAAGUAUGCCCUCCUGGCUAUGUACCCCUACCUCAACAGAACGGCUGCCAAGAUGGAGCGUGUCGCCAAGGGCAACGAGGCGGGCAGGCGACCACGAGCGGGAGGCGAGGAGGUGUUCACGCUCUCCUCAGCACAUGAUGUCACCAUGGCGCCUCUGCUUAGUGCCCUGGGGCUGGAGGAAGCCAGGUUCCCCCGCUUUGCCGCAAGGGUGGUCUUUGAGUUGUGGAAGAGCCCCCUUGCAACGCAUGGACAGCAAAAGAAGGGAAGAGGCAAAGGUGAGAGGUGGAAAGUAGCAGAUGGGGAGCUUUUCAUCAGGGUACUGUACAAUGGGCAGGACGUGACGUUUCACACCACCUUCUGUCGCUCUCAUGACCGCCAUGGUGCUCAGCCGCUCUGCCCCUUGAGCAACUUCCUUUCUUUCGUCAGGAGAGACAUGUUCAGGGUACUCAAUGCCACAUCCUACCAGGAAGCCUGCUACAAACGCCCUGGCUGACUGUUGGAGGACAGACUGACAGAGGGAGGGGAUGGAAUGAGAGAGAAGAGCCUUGAGUUUUGGCAGAUGGUUAUACUUUUUUUAAUUUUUGAAAAAAAGAUGUUAAGACCUUUUUCAUUUAUGAUGGGGCACUUGAGACUUUUGUGCUACUCAUAGUGUCUUAAAGUUUUGAUAAUUUGUAAAAAAUAAUCCUUUUACAUUCCUUAGUUUUAUAGAGUAUGAGGAAAACACACAUUACGCCUUGGCUGGAGGUCUUCACAGAUGUGUUGUUUGACCUCUGUGCUGAAGUCCUUAUGGUACUGACAAUCACACCAGAUAUUGGUACAAUUACAAACUUUUCUACAAACUUUUCUAGUAUAGUAUUUGUAUGUUUUCAUGCACGUUUUGAAGCAAUAGCAAUUUUAGGGAGAUUUCAUAGCACUCGUCCACUUUAUUCCUACAUUCCACAAUAACACUUAAUAUUGAAAUUCCAGAAUCCUGGAUGUCUGCAUGAAAAGGGAACGUUGCAAAUGCAAACACUUUGCCUGUUUAUUCCAAUAAAAUAUUUCACAUACAUCUGUAUAAUUUGUAUAGAACAUGAUUAUUUUAUUUCUCACAUGACUAACUCAUUUGUUGCAUUCCUAAAGUUGAAUUGUUAAAUAUGUAUUUCAUUGACACAUCGAUAGCAACAUUAUCUGCUGGUCUACCGUUUUGCUAAUGAAACUUGAGGUAUUUGGGAUAGUUUUUUUUUUAUGAAUUUAAGUGUUGCUACACUUUUGCUGAGAAUUUCAUGACGGGACAUGAUAUUGUGUUGAUAAAGAUUGGCACUUUUCCUCUUUUCUGGUUGUUUGACGUAUGUUUGUUUUUUGAAUGACAUUAAAUAUGGA
This is a messenger RNA of Lampris incognitus (smalleye Pacific opah), 2575 nucleotides long. It is a transcript of the gene pxylp1, whose product is annotated as 2-phosphoxylose phosphatase 1. The transcript is spliced from 6 exons. The record is from RefSeq and is a predicted model, not a curated record. Gene Ontology annotation, molecular function: phosphatase activity. Gene Ontology annotation, cellular component: Golgi apparatus. Lineage: Eukaryota; Metazoa; Chordata; Actinopteri; Lampriformes; Lampridae. Gene Ontology annotation, biological process: dephosphorylation; glycosaminoglycan biosynthetic process; chondroitin sulfate proteoglycan biosynthetic process. Bases 141 to 1709 code for a protein of 522 amino acids.